GGGGCCAUGGCGGGCGCGGCGCGGGGGCUCGGCCGGGCGCUGCUGUGGGCGUCCUUCUCCGUGUGCCUGCUGCCGGACCCUGCCGGCGCCGCUCACAUCAAGAAGGCGGAGGCGGCGGCGGCGGCGGCGGCCGGCGGGGAGCUGCGCUACCUGCACGCGGCCGAGCUGGGCCAGGCGCUGCGGGAGCUGGCGGCCGAGGCCCCCCCGGGGCUGGCCCGGCUCUUCAGCAUCGGCCGCUCGGUGGAAGGGAGGCCGCUGUGGGUGCUGCGCCUGACGGCCGGGCUGCCCGAGGCCCGGCAGGACGAGGAGGAGGAGGAGGAGGAGGAUGAAGCCGGCGGGGAGGCCCUGCCCGGCCGGCCGCAGGUGAAGCUGGUGGGGAACAUGCACGGGGACGAGCCCCUGGCCCGGCCGCUGCUGCUGCGCCUGGCCCGGGAGCUGGUGCGGGGCUGGGCCGGCGGGGACGAGCGGCUCGGCCGCCUGCUCAACACCACCGACGUGUACCUGCUGCCCAGCCUCAACCCCGACGGCUUCGAGCGCGCCCGCGAGGGCGACUGCGGCGGAGGAGGAGGCGGCGAAGGGGCGGCGGGGGCCCGGGAGAACAGCCGCGGCCGGGACCUCAACCGCAGCUUCCCCGAUCAGUUCGGGACCGCCCAGCCCGACCUGGAGCCCGUGCCCGAGGUGCGCGCCCUCAUCGCCUGGAUGCGGCGCAACAAGUUUCUGCUCUCUGGCAAUCUUCACGGCGGCUCGGUGGUUGCGAGCUAUCCCUACGAUGACUCCCCCACGCACAGGCCCACAGGAGUCUACAGUAAAUCAGCUGAUGACGAAGUGUUCAAAUAUUUGGCAAAAGCUUACGCCUCACAUCACCCCAUCAUGAGGACUGGCAAACCAAACUGCCCCGGCGAGGAGGGAGAGACCUUCCAAGACGGCAUCACGAACGGCGCCCAGUGGUACGACGUGGAAGGUGGGAUGCAGGACUACAACUACGUGUGGGCCAACUGCUUCGAGAUCACCUUGGAGCUGUCCUGCUGCAAAUACCCGCCGACCUCCGAGCUUCAGCAGGAGUGGGAAAACAACCGGGAGUCUCUCCUUACUUUCAUUGAGAAGGUCCACAUCGGUGUGAAAGGCUUUGUCAGGGAUGCGAUCACCGGGGCUGGCUUGGAGAACGCGACCAUUGUUGUUGCCGGCAUCGCUCAUAACAUCACGGCGGGCAAAUUUGGUGACUACCACCGACUGCUCGUGCCUGGGACCUACAACGUGACCGCAGUUGUGAUGGGUUACGCACCAGUGACCAAAGAGAACGUUGAGGUGAAGGAGGGAGAUGCAACAGUAGUGGAUUUCUCCUUGCAGCCAACUGUGGUGGCACCAGACCCUAACCUCACGCAGUUCACCGCAACGCCUGCUCCUCUCUCCACCGGCACGCCCUCUGUUGCGCAGGCAGAGCCCCCGGGCACAACCUCUCACCACCAAGCAGUCCAACCCGUGGACUUUCGCCACCAUCACUUCUCGGACAUGGAGAUCUUCCUGCGGCGGUACGCCAACGAGUACCCCAGCAUCACCCGCCUCUACUCUGUGGGCAAGUCGGUGGAGCUGCGGGAGCUCUACGUCAUGGAGAUCUCAGACAACCCCGGCAUCCAUGAAGGAGGUGAGCCAGAGUUCAAGUAUAUUGGUAACAUGCAUGGGAAUGAAGUUGUGGGGCGAGAGCUGCUCCUGAACCUCAUCGAGUACCUCUGCAAGAACUUCGGCACGGAUCCUGAAGUGACUGACUUGGUCCGGAGCACGCGGAUCCACAUCAUGCCGUCCAUGAACCCAGAUGGCUACGAGAAGUCCCAGGAAGGAGACAGAGGAGGCACCGUUGGCAGAAAUAACAGCAACAACUACGACCUGAACCGGAACUUCCCGGAUCAGUUCUUCCAGGUGACAGACCCUCCGCAGCCAGAAACGCUCGCUGUCAUGAGCUGGUUGAAGACUUACCCGUUCGUGCUUUCAGCAAACCUGCAUGGAGGUUCUCUGGUGGUUAAUUACCCCUUUGAUGACGAUGAACAAGGAAUAGCCAUAUACAGUAAAUCCCCAGACGAUGCUGUGUUUCAGCAGCUGGCACUUUCCUACUCCAAGGAAAACAAAAAGAUGUAUCAGGGAAGCCCCUGUAAGGAUAUGUACCCCACAGAGUACUUUCCACAUGGCAUCACAAACGGGGCCCAGUGGUACAACGUUCCAGGUGGGAUGCAGGACUGGAAUUACUUAAAUACAAACUGCUUUGAAGUGACCAUUGAGCUGGGCUGUGUGAAAUACCCAAAAGCAGAGGAGCUGCCGAAGUACUGGGAGCAGAACCGUAGAUCUCUCCUCCAGUUCAUUAAACAGGUUCACCGCGGCAUCUGGGGAUUUGUGCUGGAUGCCACGGACGGAAGGGGCAUUCUCAACGCCACCAUCAGCGUUGCCGACAUCGACCACCCCGUGACCACCUACAAGGACGGAGACUACUGGCGCCUCUUGGUCCAGGGGACGUACAAAGUCACAGCAUCUGCCCGAGGGUACGAUCCAGUCACUAAGACCGUGGAAGUCGACAGCAAAGGUGGGGUGCAGGUCAACUUCACUCUUUCACGGACAGACGCCAAAGCGGAAGAGGGGAAGGUGCCGGUCCUGAACACCCCAGACACCAGCGACCCCAACGAGAAGGAGUUUGAGACUCUGAUCAAAGAUCUGUCUGCUGAAAACGGCCUGGAGCGCCUCCUGCUUGCCUCGUCGGGGAAAGUCUCUCCUUACCGAUACCGCCCCUACAAGGACCUCUCUGAGUUCCUCCGAGGCCUCUAUCUGAACUACCCGCACAUCACAAAUCUCACCAGUCUGGGUCAGAGUGUUGAGUUCCGUCAGAUCUGGUCCCUUGAGAUCUCCAACAAGCCCAACCAGUCCGAGCCUGACGAGCCCAAGAUCCGCUUUGUUGCUGGUAUUCAUGGAAACGCCCCCGUCGGUACGGAGCUGCUCCUGGCACUGGCAGAAUUUCUUUGCAUGAACUACAAGAAGAACACUGCUGUUACAAAGCUGAUUGACCGAACGCGGAUUGUGAUUGUGCCUUCCCUGAAUCCAGAUGGACGUGAGAUAGCGCAGGAGAGAGGCUGCACCUCGAAGAUAGGCCACACGAAUGCUCAUGGCAGAGAUCUGGACACAGACUUCACAAGCAAUUACUCCUGGUACUCAGGGACACGAGAGCCUGAGACCAAAGCCAUCAUAGAGAACUUGAUACUGAAGCAGGAUUUCAGCCUCUCUGUUGCACUGGAUGGUGGAUCUCUGCUUGUCACUUACCCAUUUGAUAAGCCCACGCAGACAGUGGAGAACAAAGAAACACUGAAGCAUUUGGCAUCUGUGUAUGCAAACAACCAUCCAUUGAUGCAUUUGGGCCAGCCAGGCUGUCCAAAUAAGUCAGAUGAGAAUAUUCCUGGGGGUGUGAUCCGUGGCUCUGAAUGGCACAGUCACCUGGGAAGUAUGAAGGAUUUCAGUGUUACGUUUGGUCAUUGUCCUGAGAUCACAGUUUAUACCAGCUGCUGCUACUUCCCCAGCGCAGGGCAGCUCCCUGGCUUGUGGGCAGACCACAGGAAGUCCCUGCUUAGCAUGCUCGUGGAGGUUCACAAGGGAGUCCAUGGAUUUGUCCAGGACAAGAGUGGCAAGGCAAUUUCUAAAGCUACCAUUGUCCUUAAUGAAGGCUUGAGGGUCUAUACUAAAGAAGGUGGCUAUUUCCAUGUGCUCUUGGCUCCUGGUUUGCAUAACAUCAAUGCGAUAGCUGACGGGUACCAACAGAAGCAUAUGAAGGUCUUGGUACGCCACGAUGCACCCAGCUCUGUGUUCAUUGUAUUUGACAUGGAAAACAGGGUAUUUGGUCUGCCUCGGGAGCUGGUCGUAACUGUUGCAGGUGCAAGUAUGUCUGCUCUGGUCCUCACUGCCUGUAUCAUCUGGUGCGUCUGCUCAAUCAAGUCCAACAGACACAAAGACGGCUUCCACCGCCUCCGGCAGCACCACGAUGAUUAUGAGGACGAGAUCCGCAUGAUGUCCACUGGCUCAAAGAAAUCCCUUUUGAGCCACGAAUUCCAGGAUGAAACAGACACUGAAGAAGAAACAUUAUACUCCAGCAAACACUGACACCUCCCAGACAGGAAAGGAGGUUCCCAUGGACCAGCCCCGGUGGGAGGGGGGCGAUGAUCCCUGUGGUUCAGUUUUGAAACAUUAACUUGCAGGAUUGUGUCCUUCAGAAACGUGGGUGGCAGCUCCUGACUUCCCUCUGCUGUUUGCUCUGUUUCUACGUACGUGCAAAUCAGUGGGUGUUAGGGGCUGUGUUUGGGUUAAGGACAAGGCUUAUGAUUUUAGGUCAAGGUUUGGAUGUUUUCACAUCACAUUGUUCGAAAGGUAACUUAACAGGGUGACCAGCAGAGUUCCCAGCACUUCCCCAGCAUCUCAACACAGGGAGCAGAUGGUGGGGAAGUGCCCCAAGACCCGCAUGGGGUCAUAGUUGCAACACUCCAAAGUGGUUUCUCUACCUGUUUUGAUUUCAUUUUUCUUACUCUGUACGUGGUGGAAGCCAGAUCCAUCACUGACUCCAUGUUCUGCAGAGCAGCCCUUGGAAAUAGACUGCACCUGGUUCUCAGCUGCUCCCUUGGAGCUUUUCCCCAUCUUGAGAUGCUGUGGCCUGCUCUUCUCUGCAGUGGUUGUGGAGCUUCUCUAAUGCAUUGCUAGUUCCAAGCAGGGUCUUGGCAUGCUGAAAUCUGGGGGAGAUGACAUCCAUUCUUGAUAUGAACUGGAGAAAGGAGCAAAUGUCAGAGCUUCAGUGAACUCUGACCAAGUUCAACAGCUUGCCAGCUCUGAAGAAUUGCUGUUCCUGACUUCUGGGGAAGAAAUUCUGUCCCUAUCACCCCUGGUUGCUUCUUAUUUGUGUGGACUUGGCUUUUGGAGUCUCAUCUUAGUGUUACAGCAGCACAGUGUCUGAAAGCGCAACUGGAGAUUAUUCUAAGCAAAUGGAUAAAACUGAUUGUGGUGGAUGCUGUAGAAAAUAACUAGUAAUUGACUCCACUUUUGCUCAAGUCCACCUCUAUUCAGGUGGAAACAGUGAAACCUGGCCACUGCUUUGAGCCUUAUUGGAACAGCAGAGAGUGGCCAUAGGGGAGCCUGUGGCCCAGCUUGUCAUUGUCCAGCUAAUACCAUUUAGUGAUCCGAGUGCUUUGAACACCUCUCGUCAAGCUCUGGCAAUGGCAGGCAUCAAAUUAGCCUGCUGGCCUGGCUCUGUUCUGCUGCUCCAGCGUCCCUGAAGUGUGUAGCAAGAGCUCCACCUGCUUGUGUGUCUGCAGUGUCUGCUGCUGCGGGGGCCUGGUGCAAGGCAUGAGGAAGGGCUGAAGAGCAGUGCUGAAGAAGGGAAAAGCAGCCAAAUUCUGUUCUGUAGCACUUGGCAAGAAGGUGGGAAGAGGAGCUGCACUGUGCAUCCUCAAGAUGUGCUGGUUUUGUGGGGAAUAGAAGGGAUGCCCAGAAGGGCAGGAUGCCUGAAACAUGAUUUCCAAAGCCUUUAUCUAUAAGUUUCUGAAGUUCUUGUGCUUUCUGGGCAGAAGUCUGGGGUUAGAAUAUAGGCACUUAUUUUCUUGCUGCUGGUUCUUUUAUUUUUUUUUUUAUUUUUUUCCCUCUGGGGUGCAGGAGCCAAGCACUGCAGCACCGCCUUGGACAUACGCUUUGCCCUGAUUUGAUUCUCUUCUCCAGCAGCCCAGGGAGGUUCAUGAACCUGCACGGGGUGUCUCCGGAAUGUGUUUGCACCCAAACGUAUGACGGGGUCUCCUCUGGAGGAGCAGAGCAGCAGCUUCCCUAUCAGAGGCUGCUGGGCCUUAUCUCGCAAGGACCCCUGGGCGUGGUCAGUUCCCCUCCAGAACCUUGUCUGUGGCCUCGCUGAUCAUCUCGGCAGCUGGCUGCUGGUUUUGUGCAGCUACCUGGAAGGAUGAGGAUAACGCUUGGACGGCAGCAUACCUUCUUCCCUCUUUCAGGGGGUGUUUUGGGGCAAGAAGCAUGUUCUGAGAUCUGUCUGGGGAGGUGGGCUGGGAUGAGGCUGAGCAUUCCCCAUGCUCCUGUCCCACAUCACGGUGCUGUGAAGGAGCCCCUGGCUGUCUGUGUUCUGCUUGGUCCCAUCUCCCAUCGGUCUGGUCCUGGGCUGUGACUUUUCCCCAGGUACUGGGCUGUGGCACACCAGCAGUAAUGCUGCCAAACCUCCACCCUUUUCCUGCUUCUGAGGGCUCUAACAAGAGCCGCAGUUGGGUUUUAUAUUAAAGUUGAUUUUUCAAAUGGCUCUGAGAGCUCUGUUUGGGGCAGCGUUUUCUCCGGCAGCAGGCGAUGGACGGAGCUGGCCUUACAUCGUCCCACUAGCAAUAAGUCUCGUCAGGACUGGGUGUGCGUGAGCUCCCUGGGGAGUGUGGUCGGUGCCUCUUUUAAAGCUGAGUGGGGUUGGGUCGUUUUGUAAAGGGGAGCUUUUCCUAGGCCGUGGGCCCCGCUGGGGUGCGUAGCUCUUGUUGGUGGCGGGGCAGGAGGAGCCCCUGCAGCCUCCCCAUUGCCCUCUGUCCGUCUGUCUGUCCGUCCGAGGGCGAGGAGCUGCUUCCCCACGCGUGUCACCUGUGCCUUCGGUGUUCAUUUGUUUGCACGAGGGCCUCAGCGCGGCCAUUCCCUGGAGCAGAAGCCGCCCUGUGAGGCGAGGCCGCACAGCUGCCUAGAGCAGGGCCUCUUUCUCGUUUAUUUUGUUUUUUUUGUGUGUGGUUUUUUUUAAACCUGUAUACUGAGCUCCAAUAAUCUGUAUAAAACCUAUUUUGACGCCCA
Molecule: messenger RNA, 6825 nt
Organism: Cygnus olor (mute swan)
Lineage: Eukaryota; Metazoa; Chordata; Aves; Anseriformes; Anatidae
Gene: CPD
Product: carboxypeptidase D
Exons: 21
Coding region: 7-4128 (1373 amino acids)
Biological process (GO): proteolysis
Molecular function (GO): zinc ion binding; metallocarboxypeptidase activity
Source: RefSeq, a predicted model, not a curated record